AAGACGUCAUUAGUUAGGAAAACGAGUCCUUGUUUUUCUUCUGGUAAUGCAGAGCGAAACACACUUCAAACUUCUCACGACGUCGUAAGCACUCCGCACUGAUCUUCCUCUUCGCAAAUGAGCGCCUGCAAAACCCUAGCCCGGACUUCCUUAUCAUGUCUGGAAUUCCGAGCUCGAACACCAAAUUCAACUACCCUCCGCCAUUUUACUUCUUCCCUUUCACUUCAUUCAGGGCUGAGAAUCAAAACCCAGAGGCCCUUUUCAAUUUCAAGAAGCUUUCGUAGUGCGAAAGCAGCUGUCUCUUUAGAAACUCCGGAUUCUAAGGAGGGAACUGCACCUUAUAAUGUGAGUUUAGGAACACCCCAAGAUUCAUGUAAAGACACGGUGCAAGAGUUACUUUCGAAAGACAAGGAUGACAUUUCAAGGUUGAUGAAAAUGGAACGGCGUUUGGGAAAUGGUGAUGAAUUUAAAGAUGAUAAGAGGAGGGAGCGUUGGUUUCCGUAUUUGAAUAAAUGUAAAGUAGGGGAUGCGUAUCUAAGCUGUGACGAGAUCUUGGAAGCGAUGGAUCCAUAUAUAAUGGAGUCGAGGAAGGAGAGGUUUAGGAAUGUGGUGAAUAACAGGAGCUACUCGCUGAGUUUGGUGGUCGAAGGAUUGAGCGAUUUUGGGAAUGUUUCGGCUGCUUUUCGGUCUGCUGAUGCGCUUGGAAUUCAGUCUGUCCAUGUUGUGUCGUGUGACAGCUCAAGAAGAUACAGAGACAAUCGUCAUGUGAGCAUGGGAGCAGAGAAAUGGUUGGAUAUUGAAGUCUGGAGUUCCAUUAGGGAGUGCUUCGCAAUUCUGAAAGCACGCGGUUAUAGAAUUGCUACAACCCACCUGGGGGUGGAUGCGGUAUCCGUCUAUGAUGUCAACUGGUCAUGCCCUACUGCAAUAGUUGUUGGGAAUGAACUUAGGGGCAUAAGCAAAGAGGCUCUCGAGCUGUCAGAUCUGCACUGCAGUAUCCCAAUGAGAGGCAUGGUAGACUCAUUUAAUGUUUCAGUAGCUGCUGGCCUUCUUAUGCAUCAAGCCGUGUGUGAUAGGACUUUGCGCAUGGGUUGUCACGGGGAUCUAACACAGGAAGAGCGCCAGAUUCUCCUAGCAGAGUUUUAUCUGCGCCACAACAAAAACUCCUUAAGCAUUGCGAAUGAAUUUUCUAAGAGGAAGGUAUCCAGCUCUGUCUCCAAACUGUAGAAGCUAUAAUCUGUUCUGCACAGGUGUCCCAGAUCAUGAUUGUACUGUCCCAGCAGGUGAGGAGGCAGGUAAUAAUAUUGGAAAAAUUCAUGGCAAGAAUUGGGAAGUCAUGUUAGAUCAAAUUCUGGGUCAAUAGCUGGAAGCAUCACGAUAAAGAAUGUAUAUAAGCUUAUCCCGCUGGUAGUAAGUCAUACUUUAGAAUUUAGCUAGAGAGCUCUGUUACAUUCAGCAAAGGCAAGAAUAUCAAAUCCUUCUACAGCAAAAAGAAGUGAUAUGAUGGAGGAUGAAUCUCUUUUGUUGCAGACUUUUGCCGAGCGGCUUGCAUGAUCUCAUUUGAUGGUUGGAGCCAAAGCCUCUUGUAACUGAAUUGCUGUCUGUAUUAUCUUUGUUUUUUGCACUGCGGAAAAAUCAUACUUGAAAUGCUUGCAAAGGAAUGUAUAUGGAUGAGUUUAUGGCAUUUGCCCCA
Sesamum indicum (sesame) is the source of this 1690-nucleotide messenger RNA. RefSeq names its product tRNA/rRNA methyltransferase (SpoU) family protein. NCBI's taxonomy places the organism in Eukaryota, Viridiplantae, Streptophyta, Magnoliopsida, Lamiales, Pedaliaceae. Gene Ontology annotation, biological process: tRNA guanine ribose methylation. Gene Ontology annotation, molecular function: RNA binding; RNA methyltransferase activity. The record is from RefSeq and is a predicted model, not a curated record.